Molecule: messenger RNA, 423 nt
Organism: Chlorella variabilis
Lineage: Eukaryota; Viridiplantae; Chlorophyta; Trebouxiophyceae; Chlorellales; Chlorellaceae
Exons: 4
Source: RefSeq, a predicted model, not a curated record
AGCCUGGAAGAGGCGGACAAGCGCAUUGACGAGCUGGCAGCCAGCGGGAAGCUGGACCCCGCCCUGCUGCUCAUGAUGGCCAAGGCGUAUGCCGGCUCCAAGGAGACGGAUGCGACAAAGGAGGAGGUCAAAGACAUCAUGGCGCAUCUCUAUUUCAAAGCCAAGGAGAGCUUUGCGCAGCAGGCGCCCAAGGAGGUGCGCAUCCUCAAGUACCUCCUCACCAUAGAGAGCGAGCGGGACCGGGCAGAGCUGCUGGCGCAGGCGUUCCAGCCGGGGCCGCAGCUGCAGGCGGGCGAGGUGGACUACCUGUGCACCACGCCCCCCGAGCUGCUCAACACCAUUGAGAACGUGCUGACACUGUACGACACCAGCCGCAGCAGGGGCACGAUGGCGGGGGAGGCGGCAUCGCUGAUGAGCCCAGAG